This is a messenger RNA of Drosophila kikkawai, 1112 nucleotides long. Its product is annotated as mitochondrial pyruvate carrier 2. Gene Ontology annotation, molecular function: pyruvate transmembrane transporter activity. Gene Ontology annotation, cellular component: mitochondrial inner membrane. NCBI's taxonomy places the organism in Eukaryota, Metazoa, Arthropoda, Insecta, Diptera, Drosophilidae. Gene Ontology annotation, biological process: pyruvate import into mitochondria. The record is from RefSeq and is a predicted model, not a curated record.
CACUCAAGCACGUUUCUCGUGAAUGCGCAAUAGCUGUCCCGUCGACUGGCUAAAAAUCGCUCUCGCAUGGAAACGCCGAUCCAGCCAAUUAUUUAUAAGCGAUUACAACAGAGGGGGUUGGGCGUUGCCCAAGAGGCUGGACCACAAAAAAAAACAAAAAUGAAGCUAUACGGAAAUUGUUUGAACUAGUGACUGACUCGGCAUCAGUCAUCCUACAAAUAAUUCGAGUAUUUUUCAGCGAACGCGUUUGGAGGUGUCUGUCUCUGCAUUAAUUAGCAACGCACAAACAACACAUAAUGUCAUCCGCCGCCGUUCAGCCCCCGCCACCUGUGCCCCAGCCCCCACCACCACCACCAGCCUCCACGGCGGCGGCCUCUGCAGGAAAGGGUCUCCACUCUAAGCUGUACAAUGGGAUGAUUGGAGCGGCCGACAAAUUUGUGCCCGCCAAGCUGCGCCCAUUGUGGAUGCAUCCAGCUGGUCCCAAGACGAUCUUCUUUUGGGCGCCCGUCUUCAAAUGGGGCCUCGUAGUCGCCGGCCUCAGUGAUCUGGCCCGUCCGGCCGAUUCGAUCUCCGUGUCCGGAUGUGCCGCCCUGGCCGCCACUGGCAUCAUCUGGUCCCGCUACUCGCUGGUGAUCAUACCCAAAAAUUACAGCCUGUUCGCCGUAAAUCUCUUCGUGGGCAUCACCCAGGUGGUGCAGCUGGCCAGGGCCUACAACUACCAACAGGAGCAGGAGAAGCUGAAGAAGGAACAGGAGCCCAAGCUGGUGGCUCAGAAGUAGAGACAUAUCAUCGAAACGAAUACCGGUGCUGUCCCCCUAAAUCUACAUAGACUUAGAACGAAAUGAUGUACAUAGAGAUCCAACGCCGCACAACGUAAACGAAAUGAUUAGGAAGGAGGAGCUGUGUUCGCAGAUCGGGUAUUUGCGUUUUACAAACUGUUGACCAUUAUUAUUUAUGGUUUUAACCGCCUUAUCGACGUGAUUCGUAUUACUUAAGUUUGGAUACGUGGAGGCUUUUUGCAUAUAGUUUUAUGGAUACGAGCAUUAUUGGACAUUUUGUGAUUGUCAAGAAAAAUAAAUCGAUAUAUUGUAAGACUGUAGACAGUAGAAAAA